Diospyros lotus (date-plum) is the source of this 1867-nucleotide messenger RNA. RefSeq lists its product as uncharacterized. The record is from RefSeq and is a predicted model, not a curated record. Bases 121 to 1527 code for a protein of 468 amino acids. Gene Ontology annotation, biological process: spliceosomal complex assembly; regulation of mRNA processing; protein phosphorylation. NCBI's taxonomy places the organism in Eukaryota, Viridiplantae, Streptophyta, Magnoliopsida, Ericales, Ebenaceae. The transcript is spliced from 4 exons. Gene Ontology annotation, molecular function: ATP binding; protein kinase activity.
CAAGUUCUCGCAUUUCAAACUUCUUCAAACACCUAUCGUCGUUUUCUCGGAAUUCUACCGAUCUUCAUUGGAAUCGAAUCAUCGUUAAGGACUUGAAUCUUUUGUGAGGAUCAGAAUCAAAUGGAUGAAAAGAAUGUGAGUCUUCAUCACCAUGGGGCGGCGGAAGUGGGGGAGGAGGAGAAUGGGAUCGGGAGCAGCGACUGCACGUCGGAGGGCGAAGGGACUGAGGAGAAUGAGAUCGGGAGCAGCGACUGCACGUCGGAGGAUGAAAGGACGGAGGCUUACCGAUGGGGCGGCUAUGACGCCGUCCGAGUCGGUGACACCUUCAAGAGCGGCCAGUAUGUUGUUCAGAGCAAGCUCGGGUGGGGAUUUUUCUCCACCGUCUGGCUCGCUUGGGAUACUCUCAAGUCCCGGUAUGUAGCGCUGAAAGUGCAAAAGAGCGCUCGGCAUUACACGAGGGCAGCAAUGGAUGAGAUUACCAUCUUGCAACAGAUUACAGAUGGUGACCCAGAUGAUAAGAAGUGUGUAGUGAAGCUUCUGGAUCAUUUUGAGCACUCAGGUCCACAUGGACAGCAUGUUUGUAUGGUUUUUGAUUAUUUGGGGGAUAAUCUACGUACACUUAUCGAGUACACAGAUUACCGUGGGCUUGGGUUUCCUAUUCAAAGAGUCAAGGAGAUAUGCUACUAUAUUUUAGUGGGUUUGGAUUACCUGCACAAACAACACUCAAUCAUACACAAUGAUUUGAAACCAGAAAACAUCUUGUUAUGCAUGAUUGAUCCAUCUAAGGAUCCUAGAUGUUCUGGUGUUCCUCUCAUUCUUCCUCCUGCCAAAGCAAAUAUGUUGUCAAAAGAUGAUGGGAUGAAGGGCGAAGGGAAUGGAAAUCAAUUUCAUAAAAGAGGAAGCCAAUCUGCAAGGCAGAAUCUGUUGGCAUUGGUUGAUCUCAAAUGCAAAUUGGUUGACUUUGGUAAUGCUUGUUGGACUUACAAACAAUUUACAAAUGUUGUUCAAGAGGGGCCAUAUUGGUGUCCUGAGGUCUUCCUGGGGUCUACAUAUUCUACUUCAGCAGAUCUCUGGUCUUUUGCUUGCAUCUGUUUUGAGCUUGCAACCGGCAAUUUUCUUUUUGAUCCUUAUGGCGUUGACAAGUUAGACCGAGAUAAGGACCACUUAGCAUUGAUGAUGGAACUUCUUGGAAAGAUGCCACGAAAGGCUGCAUUGGGGGGCCGUUAUUCCAGAAAUUUCUUCAACAGGUAUGGUGAUCUAAGUCACAGCCGGUGCUUGCGUUUCUGGCCCCUAAAUAAGGUCUUGAUGGAGAAAUACAAAUUUAGCGAGCAAGAUGCAAAUGACAUGGCUGACUUCCUGGUUCCCAUACUUGAUUUUGCCCCGGGUAAGCGACCAACAGCAGCCCAAUGCAUACUUCAUCCAUGGAUUAGUUCAGGCCCUCGCCUUUUAGAGCCCUCAGUGCCAUCUCCUCAAUCUCAAGCUGCUGGUACUGCAGAUUCUGAGAAAAAGAAGCGCCACAAAGAGUAGAGGGAAGCCAUGGAAGUCGAAAUGGGGAACAUGGCCAGAAAACAGGUUAAGAUUCUCAGUCUAGUAUAUAGCAAACAGUCAAAGGCAUGUUAACUAAUUUAAGAUCUUUGGCUUAACUUAUAUUUCACCUUUUAACAAUAAGGGAAGCUUAAAAUAUACCGUACUCAUUCCAAUAGAAUUACACCAAGUAAUAGAACACUUGAAACACUUGAAUUACACUAAUUUGUAGUCCUUUCUUUGACGCCUUCUUGUUGUCUAUUCCGAUCUUGUUGUCUUCUCCUUUGUUCUUUGAUCUUCUUUCUCCUGACUCUUACUUUGUGUUUGUAUUUUUAGUUAUGGG